Perkinsus marinus ATCC 50983 is the source of this 855-nucleotide messenger RNA. RefSeq lists its product as hypothetical. The record is from RefSeq and is a predicted model, not a curated record. The transcript has 5 exons. Bases 208 to 705 code for a protein of 165 amino acids. Lineage: Eukaryota; Perkinsozoa; Perkinsida; Perkinsidae.
AAGCUUUUAAUUUUCAACUCUCAGUGUAUACAGGUCGCCCGUGCAUGAAUUGCGAUUCACGAAUUCUGUUAGUUUGUGAAGAAGUUUGAACAUCCAGGGCUCUCCACCCCUGGAGUACGCAAAGCCGUCUCCCUAGAGUUUGCGGCCUAGUAUAAAAAUAGGACCGAAUAGCCAAUAAGUCACUGAUAUAGCGUAUUUACAUACGUCAUGUACUCCUUCAUUCUUCUCAUCGCUUUGUUCACUGUCUUGGGCAGCGGGUACGAUAUCAGGAAAUUGAGUGUGGAAGCCCCCGAGCAGUCGUAUGACGGGAGCAUCGACCAGGGCCAGAAUACUGAUACUGGUGGACUGGUGUGGGACUCGGGUCGGCCAUACUACGGCAAACCCACGGAUUGCACUUGGUCCGGAGGAAGAAUGGUCGGGAGCUGUGAUUGCCCGAACCAACAGAGCAAAUUCGUCAUCAGCACCCCUGACCCUGAAAUAGGCUACGCGAUCUGCGCUGCGGAAUGCACAACAGCCUCGGAUUGUCCCCCGGCUCCUCAUACUGCCAGUGUUUCUGUCAAGUGUAUUUUGGGUCGCUGCCUUCUGGACUGCUCUGGCACGUUCGAGUACUGCCUGGAUGAGGAUUUUUCCUUUUGUGUGGACUACCAAAUGGCAUGGAAAGAAGGCACCAUGUGCCAAUGGAGACUUCCAAGGACUUAUCAAUGAUUAGUUGUCAUCAGGCUGAUCAGACUCUCUAUCACGGAUCGUAUAUCUUCACUUGCCAUCGGAUUACUCAGGAUGCGCAGUGAUAAUUUUCAUGGAAGUUUAAUCAACUUAGUUGAUUCACUUUCAUAAUGGUUUAUUCUUUUUCGUCUU